Eleginops maclovinus (Patagonian blennie) is the source of this 6102-nucleotide messenger RNA. RefSeq names its product apolipoprotein B-100-like. Gene Ontology annotation, cellular component: low-density lipoprotein particle; very-low-density lipoprotein particle; mature chylomicron. Lineage: Eukaryota; Metazoa; Chordata; Actinopteri; Perciformes; Eleginopidae. The record is from RefSeq and is a predicted model, not a curated record. Gene Ontology annotation, molecular function: low-density lipoprotein particle receptor binding; cholesterol transfer activity. Gene Ontology annotation, biological process: cholesterol transport; cholesterol homeostasis; lipoprotein transport.
ACUUACCUUGAAAUCAAGCAGCAAGAUUGAAGCCAAAAGCCCACUUGGUCCUUAUUUCAUCCUAGAGCACACUGGCUUGACAGGAAUGAACACUGAAGAAAUCUCUGCUGAUAGCAACUUUAAGGGAGACUUCACUGCAGGACCAGUGUAUGGUAAUACCAUUUCAACCCAGUCAUUUGCCAUCUUCCCAUUCAGGCAAGAAGCAAAAUCGAUUCUAUGGUUCAGCUUGACUCCACACUUGUCAAGGCCCAGAAUACAAUUGCAGCAACGCUUGCCAAUGGUGAACUCUCAGUUGUGUCUAACACCAAUGCCUUCGAAGAUCUCUUGACCCAUGUUGCAGAGCUUUCCUUCAAAGACAGCAAGCUGUCACUGAAAUGUGAUGCAAAUGCUGUUGCUCUUGGCAUGAAGAUCCACAACCAGGCUGAAGCCUCUGCUGGUGCUGGUGAAGUUGUAAUGAGAAUGGAAACUAAUGCUGACCACACUGAAAACCGUGUUUACUCCCUGCUGACUGCCUCCCUUGAUGUCAAUGGCCUGGCUGUGAACAGUGAUGCCACCAUAAAGCUCCUUGAGAAUGAGGCUACCCAUAAGGCUACUCUUAAAAUGAACAAGGAUGGUUUGACCACAAGUGGAACAACCACUCUUCAGAGCCCCCUGUCCCUGGAAAACACCUUCAAUGCCGGGCUUGAUGCUUCAAUGGCUACUCUAUCCAUCACCAACAAGGCUGCAAUUCAAGACAUCAAGGUUGAUAAUGCCAACACGUUGACCAUUACUCUUUCUAGCCUUGACUUCAACUCAAAGGCUGAAGCUACUGCCAGUGAGUAUGCAUCUUACACUCAUGAUAUCACCAUCGACCUGAAACCAUACACUGCCUCUGCAAAUGUAAAUAACAACCUGAACGUUCUGGCUGCCAACUUCAUUAAUGAGGCCCAGCUGCAGGCAGAGCUUUACAAGAUGGAUCUGACUGGAAACCUGAAAGCCAUCUAUGGUGAGGAAGAGAUCAAGCACACCUAUCAGGUCAACUAUGCUGAUAUGACAGCUAAUGCAAAGUGCAGCACCAUUGGAAAACUCUUUGGAACUCACAUGAGCCACAACACCGAGCUUGAGGUUGUCGGUCUUGCUGCCAGGAUGACCAACGAUGCUCGCUUCAGCUCACAGCCAUUCCGCUUUGAUCACACCAUCCGUUGCAGCAUUGUUCCUUUUGAUUUCAACCUUGAUGCAAUCUUUAACGCUGAUGGAGACAUGACCAUGUAUGGAAAGCAUAGUGCCCAGCUCUAUGGCAAAUUCCUCCUUAAGGCACAACCCCUGGCUUUUGCUAGCUCACAUGAAUGCAGAGCAUCAGUAAACCAGCAGCUAGAUAACGGUUUUGGCCUUAAGACAAUUAUGGAAAAUAAAAUGGAUACCGUUUUGUCACUUCAAGAGCAGAAGACCAGUUUUAGAAUUAAGUCUAAAUUUAAUGACCACAUUUAUAAACAGGAGUUGAAUGCCUACAAUACUGUUGAGAGAACUGGAAUUGAGGUUUCUGGCACCCUCCUCACAAACAUUCUCAAUACAGACUCUGUGGAGAACCAGGAAUUUGCUGUUUCUGGAUUCCUCAGAUAUGAUAAGAGCACAAAUACUCAUAUAAUUCAAUUCCCUAUAAUUACAAGUAUUUCUGCUUACUUGGAAAGCCUCAAAAUGCUUGUUGUACAUGUUGCAGAGACACUGCAAAACUAUGUUAACAAUGAAGACAUCAAGACUAAACUUGAGGCUCUUUUGCAACAUGCAAGGCAUUUAAUUGUUCAACUGAAUAUAGAGAGCAACUUCAUUCAGCUGAAACAGAACCUAAAUGAUUUUACCAAAAACUCUGUCAUCUCCAUGGACGAUUUGGAAAACUCUUUGACCAACCUGAAAGUUACUGUUGAGAAACUACGGGCUGAUGUCACUAUUUACAUACAACACGUUGUUGGUCUGGUGAAAGAGAUUAUUGACAGUGGCAUCUUUCCUGAAACUCUCAUACAGAAGAUCCAGGAUCACCUAAGAUAUGUCAAUGAGGAAUAUGACAUCCAGGCAAUGGCUGUGUAUGUCAUUGAGACCAUGAGGGAGCUUAUCCAGCAGAUUGACUUGGAAAAACUAUCAGGGAGCAGCAUCGCGUUCCUGCGUGACAUUGAUUCCAAGUAUGAAAUCAACACACAACUACAGACCGUCCUGAGUGACAUGAAACAAAUAAUUGAGACAUUUGAAAUUCAGAAAUGUGUUGCUGAGCUGAAGGAGUACAUUUCUACUAUCAACAUUAAAGCUCACGUCGAAGAAUUACUAAAUCAGAUUCCUUCAGACAUUCUCAGUAAUAUAACAGAUUAUAUUAAGGAAAUGAUUCAGGAACUUGACAUCCUUGCUAAAAUGAACACAUUCAAUGCCAAGAUAAGAGAGUUUAUUAUAACAUUUGAGGCUGACAAAAAGUUUCAGACAUUCUUGGAAAAUGUUGCAGAGCUCAUCAAGCACUUCAGAAUUGAGGAAACCUUCAGUGCUGUAGCCAAGAUGGUGAAGGAUUCAGACAUGCCUAACAAAUUCAUCCAAGCCUUCCAUGGUGCUAUUGACUACUUCAAAUCAACUGAGAUUACGGAUUUAAUUUCCCAGUUGAAUUUAUGUAUUGGCGUUAUUGAACAGAAAAUUGAUUCAUUUAAUUAUAAUACAUUUCUGGAUUAUGGCAAUCAAAUGAUCGUUGAGUACACUGCUCAUUUGAAUGAACUGAUAAGGACUCUUGAAAUCACCGAGAAACUUGAGGCAAUAAGAAAUCUGGCCAACUUGGUCUUAACCUCUGUAAAGGAUUAUCUGGAACAAGUGAGAAAAAUAAGAAUUGCGGAAUUUCACCAGAUUGUGUUAAACAAUCUGAAAGGAUUUACUGAAACUAUGAAGGAGGAAAUUGCAAAACUGGAUAUCAACGCUGAAAUGACCUCUUAUCUGCAGUUUGCAAAGAAGUGCUUCACCCAGUUAACAAACAAUGCCACCAAUACGUUUACCAGCAUUGUUGAGGUCAUUAAGAAGUUGGCACCUCAGCAAAACAUUGUUGCUGAAAUUGUGCAGAUCAUCGAAGGACUGAUUACUGGACUACAGAAAGCCCAUCUAAAAGUGCCAUCCUUCACCAUUCCUCUUACUGAUCUCGUUGUCCCUUCACUGGAAUUCAGCAUAGAUAAACUUAACCAGUUCGAAAUUCCUCCUCAGCUGGAAAUCCCUGAGUUCACCAUCAUGGGCUUCCACACAGUGCAAGCCACUAUAAUUUCACUUGAUGACAUUCAACAGAAAAUCAUUGACUUCAUUGAUUUCUUUCUAAAUUUUGAGUUGAAGAUGUUUGAUAUGAGUGUUUCAUUUGGGGACCUGACUUUGGACUUCCUUCCUUCCCUGCCUGAGUUUUCACUUCCUGAGCUCACACUCCCAGAGCUCUCCUUUCCCACUAUUCCUCCUUUUCCAGCAGAGAAACUUUUAGAGUCUCUCCAACUCCCAACACUUCAGCUGCCAGUCAUUCCAACUCAGAUCAUGAUUCCAGGAUUUGGCAAACUGAGUUAUGAGAUAAAAGUCAACUCCCCCAUCUACACUAUAAGGAAUGCUGCUGAAGUCCAGAGCGUUCUUGAUGUAGAUGAGGGUCCUCAGCUUACAGCUUUUCUGACUUCCCAAGGGACAUCUCUCAGCUAUGAAUUUCUCAACUUACACCUAGAUUGCACUGCUCGUGUUACUGUUACUAAGGAGCAUCAUGCGAUUGCUGCGGAGACCCUUAAGUUCUCUCACAAUUUUCUCGAGUUGGACCACCAUGGAUCUGUGACAUUUUAUGACCACUCGGCCCAGGCCUCAGCCAAGACCAUAGUGAAAGCCCCCACAGCAACUUACAACGCUGAGAUUUUAAAUGAAGCUUUCUUAACUACCAAAGGUGGUUUAUCCGCUACUUUUGAUACUUCUUAUAAACAUAUGCUUAACCUACACAUCAUGGGCCUCACCGAUGAGACAUCUGUAAUUCAAAAAGCAGUGGCCCACCAAGAAGGUACCUCUAUUACAUUAACUGUUGGAAAUCAGCUAGCUAGCACCUUAAACUCCCAUGACAGUACCCAUAAGAGUGACCUGCAAUUCACUGUCAAUCCCAGUACAAUAACGAUGACCUUCAUUACUGACACGGAUACAUUCUUCUUGAAGAUGAGACAAACACUAAGCGCUGAUCUCGACAUCUCUAGCAAUUUGAAGUUUGAUAUUCGCUCUGAAGCAGAAGGCCCUACAAUCAAAAACCACCUUUUAGUAGGAUCGUUAAAUGCCAAUCUACAUGACAUGAAGCUUGAGUUGAAGGCAACCCAUGGCACAGAUUUGAUAGGUGUUGUGAGUGGAGACUUAUACAAUGUGGUUGAUGUCGCCCUCUCUCCCAGAGAGAUUUUGUUCAGCUUUCAGAAUAAGGGAAACACAAAGGUCAAUGUCAAUGAUGCUCUUAUAGCUAAAAUUGAUCUGCAGAAUGAUUACUCUGUAACAUUCAGGCCUGGCACACAACAUAUGAACACUGUGGCUCUGGCCCGUCUUAAUCAGUACAAAAUGUUCUAUAACUGCACUGUUGACAACAAUGAGAGGGAGGCUGCCGUCAUUGCUGCUUUAGAAGCUGAAGCAAACUUGGAUUUCCUGACUAGGCCCAUCAGUAUUCCUGAGAUCAAUAACAUUUUGACCACCACUGAGCAGACAGUUAAUGUGGACACCAAGAUCGUUUACCAUAAAAGUGAGGCCGCCCCCCUUGUUGAUAUGUUGGGUCUGAUCCAGAUUCCCUCUGUUGGUAACCUGAUCACAGAGCUGUCCGUCAAGUCUGCCAUUUUAAAUCUGAAUGUUAAUGCUGGAUUCUACACUGAAGAAGAUCUUGUGUUCCGUCUGGGAGCUACCACAGCCUCUGUGUUUGAGGGUCUUAAAGCCAAACUCGAUGGAACCACCAGUCUGACUACCAGGAGAGGAAUCAAGUUGGCCAAUUCCCUGUCCCUUGAAAAUCCCCACAUUGAAGGCACCCAUGACAGCACUAUCAGCUUGAGUACUGAGACUUUUGAAACAGCUGUCUCUGUUUCUAUGGAGUCAACAAACAAGGCCAACAUGGAUGGCACAAUGCUUGAAGACUAUUUACUUUUGGGAGUCCUGGAUAAUGACUUCAAUUUGUAUCUGAAUAAUGAUGGUUUACGUUCCACAUCCAAGAUUAUUGCUGAUGCUAAGCUUAACCAAGGUACCACCAAAGUCAUUGCCAUGGAUGUAAAUGAGAAUCUUGCUGUCGAGGCAUCACUUAGCCGUGUUUAUGCAGUAUUUAAAUAUAGUGGAAACAACGAGGCAAACUUGUUCAAUUUCAAUACCAACGGGAAGCAUGAUGUCCAUGCAAACAUUGACUUCGCACCAACGUCUUCCUUGACUGCUGAUAUGGAGAUUGAAAUAUCUCAGCCGAGCAGCCUGGGGGACGUCUCCAUCUUGGAGAAGGCCAUUGCUGAUGUGACAGCUGACAAGCAGAAGAUCUUCAUCAAUGGCAAGUUUGUCAGCCCGCUGUACACCACAAAUGUGGCAGCUGACGUAGAGGGCAGUGCUCCUGUCUUUAAAGUCAACUUUAGGUCCUCCGCCACCUCUCCAGUUGUCUUCUUGGAGCAUGUUCUGGACUCUUCCAUUACCAUCAAUUUGGAAAAUGAGGGCGUAAGCCUUACUGGGAAGGCAGUUUUAACCCAUACAGAUCUGAGCAUGGACAUUCAACACAUUCUUUCCUACACAUCGAGCGGCUCACGUCUUACCCUGAAUGCAGACAUUAACAGCCCUGCCUUCACUGACGUAAACCUACGUUACGCUGUGCGCAAAGAUGGAAUCAGUGCCACAAUUUCUAUCCCAUCUACCGGCUUUCUGGGUCUUCAGCUUCAUGGCAGGGCCCCACUGCAAAUGAAUUCCAGGAUUUAUGGCCGCUAUGCUUCUGAUCCUGGGAUGGAUGUCGAUUUCUUCACCAUCAGAGCUUCUGCCAAAGAUGCCAACAAAAUGAAUCUGAAGAUGGUCUUCAACAUGGACACCCCUGACAUCAUGCUCAUCACAAGAAUCUUAUCUCUAAUUCGUACCAAGUCCAGUGGUUAUGAAACCUACUGCAUUGACUGA